GCCAGCGCGGCCGGCCGCUCGCCCGGAGGCCGCAGGCCGAGCUCCGAGGCCGCUUAGGCCGCGCUCGCAGGGGCCGCCGCGCACCGGGACGCGCCGGGCACACCGAGGAUCGAGGAAGGGGAGCAGGCAUGUUCAGAUCCACUGCAUUGACGGGAACGCCGAGAAGGGACACGUCUCUCUCCAAAUCUGUCACCCAGUAAAAAAAAAAAAAAAGCAGCCACGCUGGAGCCCAAAGCCAGGUGUCCUGACUCCCAGCGGGGGGCUCCCUGCACCCACCAUGAGCCGUCUGCUUUGGAAGAAGGUAGCCAGCGCCAGAAUGGGUCCAGGGCCAGUUCCAGCCACGGGACGCUGGGCCUCCAGCUCCGUUCUCGCCCCCGUUGCCAGCGAGGGGCAGCAGCAGCCGCCGCCGCCGCACGUGCCAUCCUCGGAGGGCGGGCAGGCGCGGCACAACGCAUUGCAUAUCCAGAUGCUCUCCAGAGGGCUGCACGAGCAAAUCUUCGGGCGCGGAGGCGAGAUGCCCGACGAGGCCGCGGUGCGCCGGAGCGUCGAGCACUUGCAGAAGCACGGGCUCUGGGGACAGCCCGGCACACCCUUGCCCGACGUCGAGCUGCGCCUGCCCCCGCUCUACGGGGGCAACCUGGACCAGCACUUCCGCCUCCUGGCCCAGAAGCAGAGCCUCCCUUACCUGGAGGCGGCCAACUCCCUAUUGCAGGCCCAGCCGCCGCCGCAGCCCCAGAGCUGGGCCUGGGCGGAGGGCUGGACCCGGUACGGCCCCGAGGGGGAGGCCGAACCCGUGGCCAUCCCCGAGGAGCGGGCCCUGGUGUUCGACGUGGAGGUCUGCUUGGCAGAGGGAACUUGCCCCACGUUGGCGGUGGCCAUAUCCCCCUCGGCCUGGUAUUCCUGGUGCAGCCGGCGGCUGGUGGAAGAGCGUUACUCUUGGACCAACCAGCUGUCGCCGGCUGACCUCAUCCCCCUGGAGGUCCCAACCAGUGCCAGCAGCUCCACCCAGCGGGAUUGGCAGGAGCAGUUAGUGGUGGGGCACAAUGUCUGCUUUGAUCGAGCCCAUAUCAGAGAGCAGUACCUGAUUCAGGGCUCGCGCAUGCGCUUCCUGGACACGAUGAGCAUGCACAUGGCCAUCUCAGGGCUGAGCAGCUUCCAGCGCAGUCUGUGGAUGGCAGCCAAGCAGGGCAAGCACAAGGCUCAGCACCCCACACAGCGAGUCCAGAAGUCCCAGAGGAAAUCCAGCGGCCCAGGGGUCUCCUCGUGGGACUGGAUGGGUAUCAGCAGUGUCAAUAACCUGGCGGAUGUGCACAGCCUUUAUGUGGGGGGGCCUCCCUUAGAGAAGGAACCUCGAGAAAUGUUCGUCAAGGGCAACAUGAAGGACAUCCGGGAGAACUUCCAGGACCUAAUGCAGUACUGUGCCCGGGAUGUGUGGGCCACCUAUGAGGUUUUCCAGCAGCAGCUGCCACUCUUCUUGGAAAGGUGCCCCCAUCCAGUGACUCUGGCUGGCAUGCUGGAAAUGGGUGUCUCCUACCUGCCUGUCAAUCAGAAUUGGGAACGUUACCUGGCGGAGGCACAGAGCACUUACGAGGAGCUCCAGCGGGAAAUGAAGAAGUCACUGAUGGACCUGGCCAACGAUGCCUGCCAGCUGCUUGUAGGAGAGAGGUACAAAGAAGACCCCUGGCUCUGGGACCUUGAGUGGGAUCUGCAGGAGUUUAAGCAGAAAAAGGUGAAGAAUGUGAAAAAGAAAGAGCCAGCCACAGCCAGCCAGUUGCCUGUCGAGGGGGCUGGGCCCCAUGGGGACCCUGCGGAUCAGGAAGAUCCUGGACCACCCAGCGAGGAGGAGGAGCUGCAGCGGGAUGCCGAGGCCCGCGCCUGCUUGCAGAAGCUCAAGGGCACCACAGAGCUCUUGCCCAAACGGCCCCAACACCUUCCGGGGCACCCUGGGUGGUACCGGAAGCUCUGCCCUCGGCUAGACGACCCUGCGUGGACCCCGGGUCCCAGCCUCCUCAGCCUGCAGAUGCGGGUCACCCCUAAGCUCAUGGCACUGACCUGGGAUGGCUUCCCUCUUCACUACUCAGAGCGUCAUGGUUGGGGCUACCUGGUGCCUGGACGGCGGGAUAACUUGACAGAGGUGCCAGGGGGCACUACUUUGGAGUCAGCUGGGGUAGCCUGCCCCUACAGAGCCAUCAAAUCCUUGUACAGGAAGUACUGUCUUGAACAGGGGAAGCAGGAGCUGGGGAUCCAGGAGACAGGCCUGGCCGAGGAGUUCCUGCUUACUGACAGCAGUGCCAUGUGGCAGACGGUGGAAGAAUUGGGCUGCUUAGAUGUGGAAGCUGAGGCCAGAAUGGAGAACUCGGUGCCAGGGCAUCCCUCCACCCUGCCUACUGUUUGUGGCCCCAAAGUCAGCCAACCUACUCAUCACCAUGGUAAUGGACCUUACAAUGAUGUGGAUAUCCCUGGCUGCUGGUUUUUCAAGUUGCCUCAUAAGGAUGGUAACAGCUGUAAUGUGGGCAGCCCCUUUGCCAAAGACUUCUUGCCCAAGAUGGAGGAUGGCACCCUGCAGGCUGGCCCAGGAGGUGCCAGUGGGCCACGUGCCCUGGAAAUCAACAAAAUGAUUUCUUUCUGGAGGAAUGCCCAUAAACGUAUCAGCUCCCAGAUGGUGGUAUGGCUGCCCAAGUCGGCUCUGCCUCGUGCUGUGACCAGGCACCCUGACUUUGAUGAGGAAGGCCGCUACGGGGCCAUCCUGCCCCAGGUGGUAACUGCUGGCACUAUCACCCGCAGAGCUGUGGAGCCUACGUGGCUCACUGCUAGCAAUGCCCGGCCUGACAGAGUAGGCAGUGAGUUGAAAGCCAUGGUGCAGGCCCCACCUGGCUACGUCCUCGUGGGCGCCGACGUGGACUCUCAGGAGCUGUGGAUCGCAGCUAUACUUGGAGAUGCCCACUUUGCCGGCAUGCAUGGCUGCACGGCCUUUGGCUGGAUGACACUGCAGGGCAGGAAGAGCAGAGGCACUGAUCUGCACAGUAAGACAGCUACCACGGUGGGCAUCAGCCGGGAGCACGCCAAAAUCUUCAACUAUGGCCGCAUCUAUGGGGCUGGGCAGUCCUUUGCUGAGCGCCUACUGAUGCAGUUCAACCACCGGCUCACAAAGCAGGAGGCGGCUGAGAAGGCCCAGCAGAUGUAUGCUGUGACCAAGGGUCUCCGUCGGUAUCGGCUGUCCGAUGAGGGCGAGUGGCUGGUGAGACAGUUGGAUCUCCCUGUGGACAGGACUGAGGAUGGCUGGAUUUCUCUACAGGAUCUACGCAAGAUCCGCAAAGAAGCUUUAAGGAAGUCACGCUGGAAGAAGUGGGAGGUGGUUUCUCAGCGAGCAUGGAUGGGGGGCACCGAGUCAGAAAUGUUUAAUAAGCUGGAGAGUAUCGCCACGGCCGCUACACCACACACCCCGGUGCUGGGCUGCCGCAUCAGCCGAGCCCUGGAGCCUUCGGCUGUCCACGGGGAGUUUAUGACCAGUCGUGUGAACUGGGUGGUGCAGAGCUCUGCUGUGGACUACUUGCACCUCAUGCUUGUGGCCAUGAAGUGGCUGUUCGAGGAGUUUGCCAUUGACGGGCGCUUCUGCAUCAGCAUCCAUGACGAGGUCCGCUACCUGGUGCGCGAGGAGGAUCGUUACCGCGCGGCCUUAGCCCUGCAGAUCACCAACCUCCUGACCAGGUGCAUGUUUGCCUACAAGCUGGGUCUGAAUGAUUUGCCUCAGUCAGUUGCCUUUUUCAGUGCUGUUGAUAUUGACCAGUGCCUCAGGAAGGAAGUGACCAUGGAUUGUAAAACCCCUUCCAACCCAACUGGGAUGGAAAGGAAAUACGGGAUUCCCCAGGGUGAAGCACUGGAUAUUUACCAGAUAAUUGAACUCACCAAAGGCUCCUUGGACAAACGAAGCCAGCCUGGACCGUAGCCUAGCGCCGCCUGGAGGUGCUCUGUAUUUGCUCCUAUGGAGCUUCGUUGGGCAGUGAUGUCUCCUAACUCAGGCUUUCAGCCAUGCUUUUUGCAAAAGGGCUUGCCCAAGACAGCAGUUUCUCAGUAACAGGAUUCCUUCUAAUGGACACUUGAGUUCAGUGGGUUUAGAACCAAGAUGCCAACAUCAUCUUGGGCUAUAGGAAAAGGGGCACUUUUGGGUACAAAGAAAGUAGAAGCCCCAAAGGUUAAUUUAACUCAGGCAUUUAAUUUUUUCCUUUUUUUGGCUGGUUCUUUGUCCUGUCUCUUGUGUGCUGAUGCAGUGCCCUAGAAGCGGGGAGAGAGUGAAAGCUCCAUCAGCUGUAUGGUGACAGAACUGCUCUCAGGCAGUGGAAAUAAAGCAAACACCUAAAAACCCUUUAUCUUUUCA
Jaculus jaculus (lesser Egyptian jerboa) is the source of this 4375-nucleotide messenger RNA. RefSeq names its product DNA polymerase gamma, catalytic subunit (gene Polg). Gene Ontology annotation, biological process: mitochondrial DNA replication. The transcript is spliced from 23 exons. Gene Ontology annotation, molecular function: 3'-5' exonuclease activity; DNA-directed DNA polymerase activity; DNA binding. The coding region runs from base 278 to 3946 and encodes 1222 amino acids. Lineage: Eukaryota; Metazoa; Chordata; Mammalia; Rodentia; Dipodidae. Gene Ontology annotation, cellular component: gamma DNA polymerase complex; mitochondrion. The record is from RefSeq and is a predicted model, not a curated record.